UUGGGCCUCCAUCAAUCCAUCCCCAUGCCGCAACCCUCGUCGCCGCCGCCCAACUCGAGGAGGGAGGGAACAGACAUGGCGGAGGUCCGCACGAAGGCGGUGCCGGCGCCCACUUUGCUGUCGCUGUGCUUGAAGUCGGUCGCAGCCCAUCUGACCGCCGACGCAGCAGGCGCGGGUCGAUCUGGCGGAUGCCCUCAUCAUUUCGACGGGUUCGCCCAGGAGCACGAGGAGGAGGAUGGACACCUGACGCCGGAGCAGGUUGCGGAGGCGCUGCCUUGGGAGAUUCUACACCAGCUGGCAUCUUCUCUGCCGCCACUCGCUCUCGAAUCGCUCCAUCACGCUGCCCAUGCCCGUUUGCAUUUUCAAUUACCCACCUUAAUUAGGUGCUGCUCUUCUACUUCCCAUACUGCCCAAUUCGGAGGGCCUGAUGGCAAUCGACGUGGGACAAAACGUUCAAGGUGUGAAGACUUCGACACCGCUUGGCAGGCAUUGUUCAAAUUUCGCUGGCCCUUCCAUGCUAACACUGGGCAUGAUAACUUGGUUACUGUAGAUUGGCAACAGCAGUACUGGGAAGCGCAUUUGCAAGAGUGCUUGGAUGAAGCUGCAGAGGCUGCGUUGCUUCCUUUAUUUCGUGGGAGUAUUCGUGAAAUAAUUAUGUCAGCUAAAAUCAUGAGUUCGGUUUACCUCAGUGAGGACAUUGCUCGAGAGUAUUCAACACUAUCAUAUCAUUGGACCAAACUUGGAUCCUAUGCAAGGUGCUUGAGACUUCAAAAUGUGCUUUGCUCAGCUGAAGUUUGUGACAUGUUGCAACCCAGCAGGCUAGAAACUUUGGUGUUCGUAAGAAUCAUAUCAGAGCCUGAGGUCAAUGGUGUAUGCCUGCUUCUAAGCUGCCAUGCGAAGACACUGUUAUCUCUUGAAUUUAUCCACUCCCAGCUUUAUCCUGCAGUCAUGGAUAAAGUCUGCAAUAGUCUUUACCAACUGGGAUCCCAAAAUCAUGAGAUCCAGCGCCUUAGUAUUAAAUCAUCUCGCAUUGGUGAAAGCAAGUCACUAAACAUCUCUGCUGGUCUAUUAAAUUUUAUUUCAUAUGCAAAGUCGCUGCAGUUGUUAUCACUUAACGAUGCUAAGGUGCAACCAUCGUUUGCUAAAAUGAUCAUUCAUACUCUUCUCGAAUCUUCUUGCAGUUUACAAACGCUUGACAUAUCAGAAAACAAUAUUUCAGGCUGGCUUUCAACUGUAGACAGAAGUUCUACAAGUAUCUCAUCAGCACUGGAAUCAAACACAUCCUUGAACUCGCUGACUGUUCUUAACCUAAGGGGAAACCAUUUGCAGGAGGGUGACAUGGAGGAUCUAUGCAGUAUUCUAGCAAAGAUGUCUAAUUUGAGAAGUUUAGAUAUAAGUGACAACCCAAUCGCUGACGAGGGUAUCAGAUUUCUCAUUCCUUUCUUCGAACGGGCUCUUCGAAGGGAGAAACCGCUUUGGGGAUUAAGAGUAGAGAACUGUGAUUUGUCAAGUAUUGGUGUGACUGAACUUCUUGAAUGCCUCACAUCUGCUAAUAAACCACUUGAUGUGCUGUCUAUAGCAGAUAAUCAUCUUGGGAGCUACAUUAGUGAAAUUCCUGGGUUCACACGUAAGGGAACUAAAUGUUGAAGAUAUCAGCCUAGGACCACAAGGCUUCCAAAUACUUGAGGAAGCAUUGCCAAGGAAAGUAGAUCUCUCCCACAUCAACAUCAGUAAGAACCGUGGUGGGAUCAGAACUGCACACUUCAUUUCCAGACUUAUACUGCAAGCGCCAAACCUUGUUUCAGUCAAUGCAGGAUCUAACCUUUUACCUCCUGACUCGUUGGAUGUAAUUUGUAACGCAUUGAAGCAAA
Messenger RNA from Lolium perenne, 1871 nucleotides. NCBI's taxonomy places the organism in Eukaryota, Viridiplantae, Streptophyta, Magnoliopsida, Poales, Poaceae. The record is from RefSeq and is a predicted model, not a curated record.